GUUUAUCGGACACUCGGCAACCCGACCCACUCCAGCUUGUACCCUGAUAACAUCUUGCCGUUUGGAGAUAAGUUAUCGCUGUGGCAACGGGUCGCUAGCUUCGUGUUCGAGUACGGAAUUGUGGCGUACUUGGGCGAUUUGGUUCAAAACGAUCAAAAGAUCGUUGCGAAACACUUCGGGGAUGAUUACCCUCCUCUCGGAGAAAUCGCAAACAAUAUCAGUAUGCUGUUCGUUAACGCCGACCCCAUCUUCCACCAUAAUCGGCCCUUGGUGCCCACGGUCGUGCAAAUCGGCAGCGGAUCCCAUAGAAGUACACCCAGACCCUUACCCAAGAAGCUCCAAUCGACGCUCGACCAUGCCAGCGACGGAUUCAUCUACUUUAGCCUGGGAUCGAAUAUGAAGAGCGAAUUUUUACCCGCGAACACCAUGGAAGUGCUCCUGUCGGUGUUUGCCGAACUACCCUACACUGUCCUGUGGAAGUUCGGGGAGGAAAUCGCGAACAAGUCCGACAACGUCAUUGUUGCCAAAUGGCUUCCUCAGGAGGACGUGCUCAGGCACCCAAAUUGCAAGCUGUUCAUAACACAAUGCGGUCUGCAGUCGAUGGACGAGGCGAUCUACUCGCACGUGCCGAUGGUCGGCAUGCCAGUCUUUGGUGAUCAAUUCUUCAACGCCAAAAAGAUAGUGAACAAAGGUCUCGGUUUGGAACUUGACUACCAACGCUUGGAAAGGGAACACUUCAAGAAAACCGUGCUAGAGGUCAUCACCAAUCCACGGUAUCGCAGUACAGUGAAGCAGCUGGCCGAAUUGGCGCAGGACCAGCCGAUGACCGGCACUGAAAAGGCGGUCUGGUGGACGGAGUACGUCAUACGUCACAAGGGAGCGAGACACCUAAGGAGUCCGCUCCUGGACAUACCUUGGUAUCAAUACCUCCUCCUGGACGUCAUUGGAGUGCUGCUCUUCGGAGUGUCGGUCACAUUGUACUCGAUGGUUGUCUUCGUCCGAUGGCUCAUUCGACUUAUCAGGCGGAGAUUUUACGCCAUUUCCGUUAAGAAGAAAUCCUCAUAGGUUAAGUCAUGUAGUUGUAAUCAAUAAA
Messenger RNA from Photinus pyralis (common eastern firefly), 1093 nucleotides. Its product is annotated as UDP-glucuronosyltransferase 1-2-like. The annotation marks the transcript as partial. The transcript has 4 exons. Lineage: Eukaryota; Metazoa; Arthropoda; Insecta; Coleoptera; Lampyridae. Gene Ontology annotation, molecular function: UDP-glycosyltransferase activity. The record is from RefSeq and is a predicted model, not a curated record.